This is a messenger RNA of Cornus florida, 1103 nucleotides long. RefSeq lists its product as uncharacterized. NCBI's taxonomy places the organism in Eukaryota, Viridiplantae, Streptophyta, Magnoliopsida, Cornales, Cornaceae. The coding region runs from base 78 to 944 and encodes 288 amino acids. The transcript is spliced from 9 exons. The record is from RefSeq and is a predicted model, not a curated record.
CACUCGUUCUGCUCCAAAGGAUAUAGAAGGAGAGAACAGUGUUUGUAGAGAGACAAAAUCUAGAGUGAGAGAGAGCGAUGACGAUCAAAGCAGCGGCGCCGGCGGUAAUGGGAGGAGGCGGCGGAGGAACUGUACUCUGCUCGCACCGAAUCGGUCUCUUCAGUCGCAAGUAUAUUCUCUCUCUAAACCGCCCUUCGUCGACGCUUCCUCGACCUAACCCUCGCACAGGUUUGAGCAUCUUCAUCAAUCAAGAACUCGUUUUCUCCCAAUCUCACCACCGUUUGAGACUCAAUUUCAUCGCCAGAGCCGCUGAUUCGACCCAACCUUCCUCCGCCGCCACCGCUGACAAGCCAAUUGUGUCUGAUGACGAGUUCUCGCUAGCUAAGGUUUCAUUUGGUGUUAUUGGACUGGGUCUUGGAGUUACACUCCUCUCGUAUGGUUUUGGGGCAUACUUCAAUAUCCUACCAGGAUCUGAGUGGUCUGCAUUGAUGCUUACUUACGGCUUUCCUCUUGCAAUAAUAGGCAUGGCUCUCAAGUAUGCAGAGCUUAAACCAGUGCCAUGCUUGACUUACUCAGAUGCUCAGAUGUUGAGGGAAAAUUGUGCCACUCCAAUUCUUAAACAGGUCAGGGAUGAUGUUAUUAGAUACCGUUAUGGGGAUGAGCAACAUUUGGAAGAGGCACUGAAACGAAUAUUUCAAUAUGGUCAGGGUGGAGGAAUUCCACGAAGGAGUGCACCUAUACUGCAAAUGAUUCGUGAAGAAGUCACUGAAGAUGGUAAAUACUGUCUAGUCUUGGUGUUUGAGGCAAGAGGUCUGCAGUUGUCAGAUUUUGAAAGAAGACAGGCAAAAUUUGCUUCGUUCUUCGGACCAGGGAUCACUGCUGAAGUUGGGAAGGGAGAAAAAGAUCUUUAUGAAGUUCGACUUAUUUCCAACACGACGUUGUAGUGAAGUGUAUGAUUUCUAUGCAUCUGUAUAAAAAUAUUGUAAUCAUUCUGUAUAAAGAGAAAUGAAAUUAGAGGGAAGAAAUACAUUACUACUCCCAAAUUCUCUUCUCCCCUCAAUGCUACAUGCCUUAAAUCAAUCAACACGUUGCUUUUUUGCUAA